AUAAGCCAUUUAAUGUUUCCAGCGUGAUUUCAAUUUCAGCCCUUUUCAUAUUCGGUUUUAUUUGCUCGUGUGGUAUGAAACUUGGCUAAGUAGGUUAGCUGUUUUAUUAUGGAAGCAAAUAUCGUUUCAAAUGUAAAACAACCUGCAGGUAUAAAAUGGUCUAUUUGUAAUUUAACUUGCUAUAGAAAAUGUAUUUUUACGUUUUAAAAAUAUCUAAAUAUUACGUUAAGGCUUGUGAAGCAGCUUGGAAAGAAUGUAUAAUACUAAAUCAGUGAACUGAACAAAUGACACUUCUGUGGAUCGACUCCUAGUGGUGGGGACGACAGUAUCUCUUGUACCAUGCAAGCAGGUUUGGCUUGCCCGUUCUAUGCGUUUGUGGAAAUCCUUAAACUCCAACCUCGAGGGCUUUAGUAAAAAGGUAAACUAAACAAGGAAGAAGUUUAAAGAAGCAUUGAAAAACAAACCCUGAGAAGUGAUGCAAAUUUGAAGCCAUCCUGGGGGGGCGGGGGGCUGUUGGAUGCUGUAUACAAAGUUGCAUGCUGCAGUGGUUUGGGGAUCUGAGAACAUUACGCUAUCAGAGUGCAACUUAAAUUCGGAUCAUAGACCCCAAACGUUUAUUUCUCCAGCACAACGCCCCCAUUAUGUUAAAAGGCGGAGUAAGACAGCGAGAGAUAAUCCUGCCAUGCUAUUAAGUUCCUCAGAAGAUAACUGUGUCAGAUACAAAAUGAUUUUAUUUUCAGCACUAAGAAAAACAGAUUUUUCUAUAUAUAGUCUCUGUAGUAUCGAUUACUUCAUAAUAGCCCGGGGCAGUUUCUUGCGCAACGCGGCUGAAUAAAGGGAUGGAUUGUGUUACCUUUGGUUUUACAUAAGUGUUUCCUUGUGAUGGAAAAUUCUGUUGUUCACUCAGCUGGGGUGAUGUCUGAUUGAAGUGAGAGCGCGUGAGCCAGUUCUCCCAGGUGACUUAUUUCUAACCCGUUUUUGGAACUCCCUGGCUGGAAGAAAGAGCAGCUAGGCCACCAAGGGUACAAACCCUUCAGCGGGCAACGGGUUAGAAAGUAUGUGCGAGGGGUUCUGGACGGGCGCCAGCUGUUCACAGCUGUGCUGAGGAGCAAGGGAAGCAACAGCUACUGCUCCAAACCAAAGCUGUGUCUCACAAAUGACGGUCGCCCCGCGGUGCUUUUAGCCUCUCACUUCUGGGCACAGUGACUCAGAUCCCUUCAACGCCCAAGUUGGGCUAUUCGCUGAGAAAGGAGAGGAGAAACGCGCCACGGUCCUUUUUUCCCCUGGCCAGCAGCUUCCGAGGCCACGGUGGGUGUGUGUGUGUGACCCCUUUGCUAGCCUACACUUCCAAUCGUUAGGAACCAGCCCCCCAGGGAAUAGGUGGACGGCAGUAAACGACGGUAGGUGAUGUGAAAGGAAAGGCGCCGUUCAUCUCAAGCGAGGCGGCUGGUUUUGAUCUGGAAGUGCCCCACUGGGGGGGGGAGACACCUCCUUUGCAGCGUGCUGCAGUAGGGGAGACCCGCUGCUGGUCCAGCGGUGAAAAAGGGAGAGAGACCAACCCUGCUUCAGGGGAUGUGACUGGACUGGGUUGGCGUGUGCGCUGUAUGGGCGGGUGUUUUCUUCUCUGGAUCCCGAUCCCGGGGAGGGUUGAAAUCUCUCCCUCUCUUUUUUUUUUUUUGGUUGGCUGUUGGUAUCCCGUCCUGGGCGCCCUCCGCACAUGUUCCUAGGGCGCCAUCUCUGUGCAGUCACCGACUCCUCCGGCAGGUUCCCCUCCCGGCGGCUCCUCCAGAGCGUGUGAACAUUCCAAGCCCAGCUCGGCUCCAGCUCUGCUCCAACCUGCACAGCCAAGCAUGCUUUCCAGCCGCUGAGCCUUCCCUGCUGCUUCUGCUCCUAUUAGACCUCUCGGGCUUCCCAGAUAAGACAAACACACACUUUGCCUGAGUUCAGGUUCCUUUUCUCAGUGUGGACCCAAACUUUCCGGAAGCAGCAAGACCUGAACCUGGCUUUAGAAGAGGUUCCAAGACCGAGAGGAUACAAUGUUCACUAAACUGUUCCAGCAUUGGAGUUUCGCAGUCUUCCUGCUGAGUUAUUCUGUCCCCUGUUAUGGGAGAUCACUAGAGGGGACCAGCCGCAGACUCAAAAGAGCUGUAUCAGAGCAUCAGCUACUGCAUGACAAAGGGAAGUCUAUCCAAGAUCUACGAAGGAGGAUCUUCCUUCAAAAUCUCAUUGAAGGUGUUAACACAGCGGAGAUCCGGGCUACUUCAGAAGUUUCUCCAAACCCUAAGCCUCCAACUAACACAAAGAACUACCCUGUCCGAUGUGGCAGUGAAGAUGAGGGUAAAUACCUAACUCAGGAGACAAACAAAGCUCAGACAUACAAAGAGCAGCCCCUGAAGACAUCGGGAAAGAAGAAGAAACCAAAGCCUGGAAAACGCAAGGAACAAGAAAAGAAAAAGAGGCGAACCCGCUCAGCAUGGCCAAAUUCUAGAGGGUCUGGUAAUGGAAAUGAAGGGGUCCCCCUCUUGGACAUCUCUGGUACUACACAUGAUCACAAUUUAAGGAGGCGUUGAAUUUUCAGUUGAGAUCUUUGGAAAACAUAUUGCAGUAUUCUGUAAUAGUGAACAUAUGGAAAGUAUUAGAAAUAUUUAUUAUCUGUAAAUAUUGUAAAUGCAUUGAAAUAAAACCGCCUCCCCCAUUGCUCUCUGAAACUGCACAUUUGGCUAUUGUGAAUUUUUUUUUUUUUUUUUGGCUAAGGCUAAGUCAAUUAUUAUUGUCACAUUUACCAUAAUUUAUUUUGUUGAAUGGUGUAUUUAUUUUGUUAAAGUAUCUUGGUGCUGCUGACUUUCUAUACAUAUAUAUAUAUUGUAACAUAAUGCACUUUAGAUAUACAUAUCAAGUACAUUAAUAACUGACAUAAUAAGAAAGUGUUCCUCUUUUGUGGUUGAUUUUAAAUGGAUGCCUAUGAACAAUUGUUCAACUGAUUUUCCUCU
This is a messenger RNA of Mauremys mutica (yellowpond turtle), 2990 nucleotides long. It is a transcript of the gene PTHLH, whose product is annotated as parathyroid hormone like hormone. Gene Ontology annotation, molecular function: hormone activity; peptide hormone receptor binding. Gene Ontology annotation, cellular component: extracellular region. NCBI's taxonomy places the organism in Eukaryota, Metazoa, Chordata, Testudines, Geoemydidae. Bases 2037 to 2570 code for a protein of 177 amino acids. The record is from RefSeq and is a predicted model, not a curated record. The transcript has 4 exons. Gene Ontology annotation, biological process: osteoblast development; bone mineralization; adenylate cyclase-activating G protein-coupled receptor signaling pathway.